GUAUGUCCCAUCACCUUAUAAAUAAUGUGCAAUAAGCAAUGUUCAGAAGAAACCCUAGAAGCCAACCGCAGAAGAUGGCGGCCAUUUUGGGGCAGCUGUGGUGGGGAGGGGGGGGUCACUGUGGCCCCAACAUUCUGCAGACAGCCGUCACCUCAGGGACAGAAACGUCAGCAGUCAGAGCGCUUUGCACAGGAGACGCUGUACAGAGGAACAACAGGGAGGAAACAAGAGGAAAUAUCAGCGCUGAGCCCUGAGCAGCACACGAGGAUGAGUACCAGCAGGGGCGGGACACUGGACAGGGGUGGGACACGGGAAAGGGACGAGACUAUGGAAAGAGGUGGGACUCUGGAAAGAGGUGGGACUCUGGAAAGGGGCGGCACUCUGGAAAGGGGCGUGGUUCAGCUCCAGUCCUCGGAGGAGGGGCCUGAGUCGACCCCGAGCCACGCCCACCUCCACCACGCAAGCUCAGUGGUUUCCACGGCACCGGCGGGCAGAGGGGCGGGGCCGGUGGUGCCCCCCCCGUACUCGGCGGCCGGAGGGGCGGAGCCUGCUCUGGAGCUGCGCAGCUCUCUGGACUGCUGGGCGUGCUCCGUGCUGGUGACUGCGCAGAACAUGCUCAUCACUGCACUCAACCUCGCCCUGGCCGCUGCCAUCUUCUGCCUCAUCCUCACACCCUCCAUCCUCAUGGUCACAUUCGGCUUCCUCUGCCACUCCACGGUGCGGCCCACAGGCACCGCGGCGGUGUGCUCGGACCUGCUGACGGACGGCGGGGCGGUGGCCCUGCUGGUGGUGGGCUUCCUGCUGGUCACGCCGCUGCUGGUCCUGGCGCUGGCCGCGUACUGCCGCCUGGCCCGCCACCUGCAGCUGGGGCUCUGCUUCAUCCCCUACAGCCGCGCCGUCUACAAGAACCCCCCCGCCACCCUGCACCGCGGCCUGCCCUGCUGCAGCCAGGGGGCGCCAGAGAGCAGGCCAGCGUGUGGGUCUGAGGGAGGGGGGUGA
Molecule: messenger RNA, 999 nt
Organism: Conger conger (European conger)
Lineage: Eukaryota; Metazoa; Chordata; Actinopteri; Anguilliformes; Congridae
Exons: 4
Coding region: 25-999 (324 amino acids)
Cellular component (GO): plasma membrane
Molecular function (GO): PDZ domain binding
Source: RefSeq, a predicted model, not a curated record